Molecule: messenger RNA, 3728 nt
Organism: Ochotona princeps (American pika)
Lineage: Eukaryota; Metazoa; Chordata; Mammalia; Lagomorpha; Ochotonidae
Gene: GSAP
Product: gamma-secretase activating protein
Exons: 31
Coding region: 247-2796 (849 amino acids)
Biological process (GO): positive regulation of amyloid-beta formation
Cellular component (GO): trans-Golgi network
Source: RefSeq, a predicted model, not a curated record
UCCUCGGCCCCGAGAGCCCGCUCAGUUUUGUCUGCUUGUCCGGCUGGCUCGGGUUCAGCCGCGGGUCCGGGAGGAGGCGGUGCUCGGGGGCCUCUCCGUCCGGGACGGCCGCAGCAGAAGCGAAAGCAACGGGGAGGCGGGGAGAGGAAGGAGGGGCGGCCGCGGUGCCACAGCGAGGUCUUGGCGCCGGCCCGGAAUGUCCGUGGCUGAUCGGUUCCAGAGUCGGCCGGUGGCCGCGUCCCGGCGAUGGCUCUGCGUCUGGUCACCGACUUUGACCUCGGGAAGGACGUGCUCCCCCGGCUGCGGGCGCAGCGUGCGGAGGCCGCGGGCCGCGGCGGCGCAGAUAUUUUGGAAGAUUAUAACAGCUUACGUCUACUAAAUGUUGAAAGAAAUGGAAAUAUUAUUUAUACCUAUAAGGAUUAUAAGGGAAAUGUCAUCUUUGGAUUAUAUGACUGCCAGACCAGAGAAAAUGAGCAUCUGUAUACCUUUGAGAAAGACUUGCAAGUUGUCAGCUGCUCUGUCAACAGGGAGAGGACUUUGCUUGCUGCAAGUUUUGUCCAAUCCACCAAAGAAGGAAGAAGGAAUGAACUUCAGCCAGGGUCAAAGUGCUUGACUUUGCUCAUUGAAAUCCACCCUGUGAACAAUGUGAAGGUUUUAAAAGCCAUAGACAGCUAUGUUUGGGUACAGUUCCUCUACCCACACACUGAAAGGCAUCCACUUCCAGCCAACCGUCUGUUGCUAGUUUCAGAAGAGAGGUAUAUUGAGCAAUUUCACAUCCAAGUCACCCAUGAAGAUGAAAACAGAGUGGUGGUUAAAAAUUCUGGCCAUCUCCCGAAAGACAGAAUAGCCGAAGAUUUUACUUGGGCUCAGUGGGAUAUGUCAGAGCAAAGAUUAUACUACAUUGAGCUGAAGAAAUGCAAAAGUAUUUUAAAAUGCAUCCAAUUUUAUGCGGAUGAGAACUUCAGCUUAAUGUUUGAAGCACCUUUGGACAUACCAUUAAAUGAUUCGGGAUUUAAGCUUGCCAACUUUGGAUAUGAUUAUUGUCAAGACCAAGAAAAACUAUCCAAGCAUCCGACUCUGUGUGUAUUCACCAGCCAUACAGGAAGUUUAUGUGUAUGUUACUGCCCCAAGUUUGACUCCUUGGAACAGAUCACCUAUUCAGUGUUUUAUUUUCAUAAAGGAUACAGCAAGACCUUCACAGCUGCUCUUGGGAGGACUGGCUCACCCAUGACCACAGGCAUCACUUUCCUCAACCUCGAUUACUACGUGGCUGUUUACUUACCUGGUCAUUUCUUCCACCUCCUUGAUAUUCAGCACCCAGACCUGGCCUGCCAUAGUCUGUUUCAGACAGGAAACAGUGAAAUGGUUGACCUGCUACCUCAUAGGCCAUUACAAUCCCUGCCAGGGUGCCUGGUACUGGAUUGGUGUUCAGGAAAGCUCUAUAGAGCGCACUUGAACCAGUCGUAUUUAUUACAGUUCCUAUGGAACACCUGCCAAGACUGUGAGAAGAUGGCUGCAUUGCACUGUGUGCUCUCAUGUGGCCAAAACCCAAGGCUCCUGGAAGACAAGAUUAUUCAGUGGAUUUCCGAGCCAGUUCCUGCCUGUCAUUCCUUUGACCUCAUUCAAGAGUUCAUCAUUGCUUCUGCAUAUUGGAGCGUAUACCCAGAGGCAACUCAUCUGGACAGACUAUUGCCGUAUUCGUCUGUGCACACGUGGAAUGAGGAAAUCCCUGGUGUCACCCUUGUGACGGAGGAGAUCGCCCUGCCUGUGAUGCGAGUGCACAGCUUUAAGGGAUACUGGGAAAAACUGAACUCCAACCUUGAGUAUGUCAAGUAUGCCAAGCCACACUUACGUUAUCACAACAGCGUGGUCAAGAGAGAGUGGCAGGACCUGAACUCUGAAGAGAAAACGGGAAAAAGAAGAUCCAUGGCCUUUGUAAGGAAUAUUCUGGAUAAUGCAGCUAAGGUGAUUUCUAACCUGGAAGCAAGAACUCUGGAACCAAGACUUGCACCCCUGUUGCAGGAAGAGGACAGCCCACAGAGGCUGCUCAUGGGGUUGAUGGUGUCUGAGCUGAGAGAUCAUCUUCUGAGACACCUCCAGGGCAUGGAAAAGAAGAAAAUUGAACACAUGGCGCUGGGUUAUGUUUCUAAACUGCUGGAUCUCAUGUGUUGCAUACUGGAAACCAGUUGGAAGAAACACGACCUUCGGUCCCGCAUCCUCUGCUUUAACAGGCCUGCCAGUGUGGCUGAAUCUUCCAUCUUUCAUAUCAUGACCAGGAUUCUGGAAGCUGCCAACAGCUUGUUUUUACCACUGCCUCCUGGCUUCCACACACUGCACACCCUCCUGGGUGUGCACUGCCUCCCCCUGCACAACCUGCUGCAUUACAUCGAUAACCGGGUGCUGCUGCUCACGGAGACAGCCGUCACGAGGCUCAUGAAGGAUCUGGACAACACAGAGAAAAACGAGAAGCUGAAAUUCAGCAUCGUUGUGCGACUUCCCCCGUGUAUUGGUCAGAAGAUCUGUCGCCUGUGGGACCAUCCCAUGAGUUCUAACAUCAUCUCGCGCAGCCACGUGACCCGGCUCCUGAAAAACUAUAAGAAACAGCCUUGGAACUCUACAAUUGACAAGUCAUCCUUCAGGAUAGAAUUUCUGCCCCUGAACUACUUCAUCGAAAUUCUGACAGAUCUAGAGUCUUCCAACCAAGCUCUCUAUGUCUGUGAAGGACAUGACCAUGUGGAUGCAGAAUUUGUGGAGGAGGCAGCUCUCAAACACACUACGAUGCUUUUAGGCUUAUGAAGAGACAAUGCAAUUGGAAUCAUCAGACUCAUCAGCUUUUCUCCUGUUGAGAAUUCUUUAGCAAGAUUGAAAACCGGGACACCCCCCUCACCCAACUGAACGUAUUUAUUGAGCCACCUAAGCUUCAGUCUGGUACUUGUGCAGCUAGAACUGAAUUGCAGAUCUCUGAUUUUGAACAGCUGCUAUGCAGUCAAGUGUAGAGAAAUGAAGAACUGGCCCAAGGAGGCACGCAGUGGCAACAAUGAUGCCCCUUGCUAGUGAUAUCAUAGCCCAAGAGCCAGCUUCCGUUGUACUCUGAAAUGUAUGCUUUUAAAGAUGUAGGGAACAGUGUUUAGAAAAGGGAAAAAGAAGAAAAAAGGAAUCAAUUUGGCAAGUGGCGAUGAGGGACUUUCAGAAGGUUUGUGAAGAGGUGUUGGACCUGACAGCGAAGCCGCCCGUGAAGACCCCAGCAUCCCACACUGGAGAACUGGAUUCGACACCUGCUCCGGCUCCCGGCUCCCGCUUCUUGCCAAUACAAGCUGUGGCAGGCGAAGGGGAGUUGCUUGAGACACUGGACACCUGCAGGAGUGAGUCCCUGGCUUCCACCUGAGCCAGCUCAGGGGCCGCUGUGGGCAUUGUGGGGGCGUGAGACAGCGGGCAGGUGCCUUCUCCCCCCUCCCUUUACCUGUCAAAACAUUUUAAAGCUGAUGGAAAAUGGAAUGAACCCUCCCCCGCCUCUUUUUGAAAUCCAUGUAAGGUUUUAAUGAUCUGUUUUUCAAGGAUUCUUUGAAGAGUCUCUAAAGGAGUGGAUUUCAGAAACAUUUUUUUUUUUUUUGCACAAGAGAGCAGACGUCUCUCAAUUAUGUUUGUUUUCAAUUCUGUUUAAAGUAUUUGAAGACCUCUUGUUCUUUUUAAAAAAGACUUAUUUGGAAGGCAUAGUUACACAGAGAGAA